AUGAUUGCCGACGCAAUCCAGUCCGAACCAAGCUUGAGACGAGGAGCGGUAGGUGAAGGUUUCGAGGCUUGGGACAUUCAGAAGACGUGGAUUCCCUUCAUUGCGAUGGACUGCGAAGUACAGUCGACUUUUCGACACUCCCCAGUCCAACUCAGGCCGAUGUUCGAGGAGUCUCUUGUCGCUUUCACCGAAUCGCCGGGUCUUCUCAACUUGGUUGGAGCUCCUAUUCUCGCAGACCCGGCGGACUUUACCGGUAUUCAUCAUGCAGGACGAGCGCUGGCUGAGGAUUUCGGUCGAGUGACGGGGAGAAAUUGCAAUCCAUUCGAAUUGGUGGAGCAAGGCCCGUUGAAUGCGCCAAAUGCCAUCAUUCUGGGAUGUAUCGAGUCCUGUUGGCUCCUACAAGACCUGGAAACAGUAGGGAAAAUCGAUUCGAGUGCGAUUAGAGGGAAAUGGGAGUCCUUCAUGACGGUCGUCGUGGAUGAUCCGCUGCCAGGCUGCUCGAAGGCUCUAGUCAUUGCCGGUAGCGACAAACGAGCGGCCAUCUUUGGAGCGUAUACGCUCGCCAGCCAGAUCGGCGUUUCUCCCUGGUAUUGGUGGGCAGACGUGCCAGCAAAGUCCCAUCCGGCCAUCUUCGCGUUACCUAGAAUGACCCUCCAUGGUGAGCCUAGCAUUCAAUAUCGAGGGAUCUUCAUCAAUGACGAGGCGCCGGCGCUCACGGGCUGGGUGCUGGAGAAAUUCGGAAAGUAUAACUCAGACUUUUACAAGAAGGUCUAUGAGCUCCUUCUGCGCCUCAAGGCCAAUUUUAUGUGGCCCGCGAUGUGGCCAGGCUACCCUAAUCCGGGAGCCGUCUUCUUUCUCGAUGACCCCGAAAAUCAACGCAUAGCAGAUGAGUAUGGGAUCUGCAUUUCAACCUCUCAUCACGAACCCAUGCAGCGAGCCUCGACCGAGUGGUUUGAGGAACAUGCAGAUGGGACGUGGGAUUGGACCACGCAUCGCGACGAGAUUGUUCAAUUCUUCCGUGAAGGUGUGCAGCGAGCAAAGGGCCUUGAAUCCUAUUUCACCAUGGGAAUGAGAGGCGAGUAUGACAAACAGAUGACAACCGAUGACCCCGGCGCGGUGGUUCGGGAUGUCCUACAAAAGCAACGAGAGCUUUUCAAAGACGAGUACGGUCGCGAAGAUGCUGUUCCUCAAGUACUUGCUCUCUACAAAGAAGUUCAAGAUUUGUACCAGGCAGGCGAGUUUACUGUCCCCGAUGAUGUGACGCUCCUGUUCGCAGACGACAACUUUGGAAAUUUGCGCAGGCUUCCAUCUGGGCUGGAGAAGACUAGAAACGGCGGUGCGGGAAUAUACUACCAUUUUGAAUACGUUGGUUCACCUCGGAGCUAUAAAUGGAUCAACUCCAACUCGCUGGGGAAAAUAUAUCACCAGCUGUCUGAAGCCUACAACCGCAAUGCACGCAAAAUCUGGGUGUUCAAUGUGGGGGAUAUCAAGCCCAUUGAAGUUCCUUUGACAUUCGCAAUGGAGAUGGCGUGGAAGAUCAACUCGGUCCAAGCAGACAGCAUUCCUCAUUUCUGGGAGACGAUAGCUACUCAAUAUUUCGACGAAAAUCUGAGCACACAUAUUGUUUCUGUUUGGCACGAAUACGAUCGACUUGUCCGUCUUCGCAAACAUGAGCACAUUGAUCCGGGCAGCUUUUCGUUACUUCACUAUGAAGAAGCAGACAAAAUCGCUCAACGGUGGCAAGAUCUAGAGACCACCGCCGAGAAAAUCUACGAGAAAGUUUCGCAGGAGCAAAGGGCAUCGUUUUGGGAGCUUGUCGUUCAUCCUGUAAAAGCGAGCUCUAUCUUCACUCGGCUACGUGUUGUACAGGCUUUGAACAAACUGCACGCCCGACAACGACGAAAUUCCACUAAUAAGCUUCUGCGGAAGGCCCUUGAUUUGUUUGAUGCGGACUUCAGACUUUCUCAAGAGUUUCACUCCUUACUAGAUGGUAAAUGGAACUACAUGAUGUGUCAGCCACAUAUGGGAUACGGUGACACUUGGCACGCUCCUUCGCGCGACGCUAUAUUUGGCUUAGCAUAUGUGCAACGGAACCAGGAUAGCAACCUCAUUGUCGGUCAGAUGGGGGUUGCUGUUGAGGGUCAUGAGGGGGUUCGAGCAGGACGUAUCAACGAGGAGAGCGAGAGGACGCAUCCGAGUCGUCGAGACUUGGUUCCAGGACUGACCCUCGGUCCGAUGAGCCGCUAUAGCACAACCAGAAGAUGGUUCGAUAUUUUUACCCGAGGUACCCCUACAAUUCACUGGAGUAUCUCGGUACCUCAUCGAUGGAUUCAUGUGUCCGAAAAAGAAGGAACCCUUCAGCCAGAUGGCGACGACGCACGCAUUUGGAUCACAAUUGAUUGGGAGAUUGUUCCCGUCGAAUUUUCCGAGGAAGUUCUAAUUGCUAUUUCAUCAAAGGAGGGAGACUUUGAACAUGUUCAUUUGCCUGUUCAUGGACAAAGACCCCCCCCGCACUUCACGGGUUUUGUCGAAUCAGAUGGCUGUGUAUCCGUGCCUGCUUCGGUAUUGGACGUCAAAGCACCCUAUCAACAUCAUCCUGAACUGGGCCGAUUGAGCGAGGGUUCGGUGACGCUCAACACUUGGGCUCCUAGCGACGCAAAGACUGUACCCUUUAUUGAGUGCCCAGUCUACAUCUUCACGGCCUCUGCACCAGCAGCGCUUACAUUAUAUUUCAACAUGACCCUCGAUAUUGACCCUGCUCAUAAAAUGUCGUAUGAUUUGAAAAUUGACAAUAAGCCCGUCGAAACUCAUCAACUUCUCCCGGAUUCUAACUCCAAUAAAGCCAAAUUGCCGGCCGAAGGAUGGCUAAAGGCCGUCAUGGAUUGUGUCUGGAAGAGAGACCACAUCCUUAGCCAUAUGGAAGCUGGUGAUCAUAUAAUCCGAGUGCGAUUGAAUCAUUCCAACUUGCUGCUCGAGAAGAUGGUUCUAGACCUUGGUGGUGUGAAGGAAAGCUAUCUUGGGCCUCCUACAAGCUUCCUCGCCUCUUCUUAG
This is a messenger RNA of Aspergillus viridinutans, 3051 nucleotides long. RefSeq lists its product as uncharacterized. The coding region runs from base 1 to 3051 and encodes 1016 amino acids. Lineage: Eukaryota; Fungi; Ascomycota; Eurotiomycetes; Eurotiales; Aspergillaceae. The transcript is spliced from 4 exons. The record is from RefSeq and is a predicted model, not a curated record.